Molecule: messenger RNA, 504 nt
Organism: Neoarius graeffei (lesser salmon catfish)
Lineage: Eukaryota; Metazoa; Chordata; Actinopteri; Siluriformes; Ariidae
Product: cystatin-like protein
Exons: 4
Coding region: 1-504 (167 amino acids)
Source: RefSeq, a predicted model, not a curated record
AUGGAUCGUGCACUAAAGGUUUUGCUGCUGGCCACCCUGAUUCUGCUGGUUUCUGCCCAGACGUGGAGUAACUAUAGAAGCUUGUCUGAUGUAGUACGAAAAUACAUUGACAAAAUACUGGAAAAUGCAAACCAGAAAUUUGGAGGGAAUUAUCACGUUGCUUUUCACUCGCUCAAAGGCAACCCGAAUACUAUGGAGAGCAACUUCUAUGUAAAUGUCCAUCUGAUAGUCACAACAUGCAAGAAGACUUCUCCAAAAGCAUAUGAGCACCGAGAUGAUUGUAUUAAACAAAAACAAAAAACGCCCAUAAUUGACUGUCUUGUGUGUAAGAAAAAAGAUGGUAAAGAACUGGUUGACUGUGCCAGGUUGAUGGAUGUCAAAAAUGGAAAGUGCAAAGAAAUUCGAGAUAAAUGUAAUGAAUAUCACACUGGAGGAGGAUCGCUGAUGCAGACAUUACCAUCUGGGUAUGAGGAGAAGCAGAUUGGAUGCCUCGGAUGUGUGUGA